Molecule: messenger RNA, 3807 nt
Organism: Emys orbicularis (European pond turtle)
Lineage: Eukaryota; Metazoa; Chordata; Testudines; Emydidae
Gene: ADGRG6
Product: adhesion G protein-coupled receptor G6
Exons: 25
Coding region: 1-3807 (1268 amino acids)
Biological process (GO): adenylate cyclase-activating G protein-coupled receptor signaling pathway; heart trabecula formation; cell surface receptor signaling pathway
Cellular component (GO): plasma membrane
Molecular function (GO): laminin binding; G protein-coupled receptor activity
Source: RefSeq, a predicted model, not a curated record
AUGAAAGCAAUGAUGCAGGCGCAAAGGGUAGAUUUCUUUUACAGCAUAAGGAUGUCACCUGUGAGUGAUAUGUGGUGCUAUCACUGGAAACGGAAGCUGCAGCACUUUCUGUAUUUAUUUACUAUCUACAUGAUAUGUCUGCAGAAUUUGGUUCUUGGAUGCUCUGAUUGCAGGAUAUCACUGUCCAACCCCACAGGAAUCUUCACCUCUCCCUGCUUUCCCAGUGAUUACCCUAACAGCCAAGCAUGCAAGUGGACCCUCCGAGCUCCUCCUGGAUUCAUCAUUCAGAUAACAUUUAUUGAGUUUGACAUUGAAGAAGCUCCGAACUGCAUUUACGAUUCAUUAACUCUAGAUACUGGAGAGAAGAAUCAGGUUAAAUUUUGCGGCGUCACUGCCAAAGGAUUAUCAUUUAACUCCACUGGAAAUGAAAUGAUCGUAACUUUUGCAAGUGACUUUAGUAUCCAAAAGAGAGGCUUCAGUGCCAGCUAUACCCGAGUUGCUGUUUCUCUGAGGAAUCAGAAAGUCAUCAUCCCCCAAACUCCAGAUGUGGACCCUGUGUCUGUGGCAAAAACAGUCCCAGUGCCAGUGCUUAGCCAGUUCACACUCUGCUUUGAAGCAACCAAAGCCAGCAAUGAUACCAGUGACUGGAAGGCUUUCUCCUACAGUGAUCCUUUUUCAACAGAACUCCUCAGUUUUGGAAAGACCACAAAAGGCCACUUCCUAUCAUUCUCAGGCACAAAGUGCAUACUAGACAGUGUCCUCAUGACGAAUUCAAAUGGAGAUUUUUUCACAGAAACUUUUGAACAAUUGUGCAUAGUAUGGGAUGGCUUCUCUGGCACUAUAGGUGUAUAUGGCAAGAGCAUCUAUCACACGGUUCUCUGCUCAGGUACCCUUGGCCAGGUUAUCCUUGGCAAUGGAAAAUUGGUGUUGGGCUCUGACAGCAAUGAAAUAAGCUCUUUAAAUGGGGACAUAUACAACUUUCGUCUUUGGAACUUCACCAUGAGUUCCCAAAAGCUGUCCAACCUCAGCUGUGAUGUGAAAGGAAACAUUGUGGACUGGGAAAAUGACUUCUGGAAUAUCCCAACUUCAGCAUUGAAAGCAGAAAACAACUUAAGUUGUGGCUCAUAUCUAAUUCUCCCACCUGUAACUGAACCAACUAGUUGUGAAAAUCUUGGAAGCCUUUGCCAAGCUACUACUGUAAAUGCUACUACUCCUCCACCACCCACUGUCACCACUAACAUGCCCGAUACUAAUAGAACCGAUAAGCCAAACGAUGGGGGGCUAUUCUACAGGAUUUCCAUUACUGUCUUCAAUUACAAGCCCAUCUUAGAGUCAAAAGUACAGAGUGUGGUGGCCGAAUGGCUAAAUCAGACCUUCCAGAACUGGAAUUAUACCGUGUAUGUGGUCAAUAUCAGUAUUCAGCCAACCACUGUGAACGAACUGCCAAGGGAGAAAAGAAGCACUGAUCAAAGAUUUGUGGUUUGGGCUCUUCUGGUUUACAACUCUACCAACAACAUCAGUUUAGAAGAGCAAGCCAUCCGGCAGAAACUCAUAAGCAAUAAUGAAACCAUAGGGGACGGACUGAGGGUCCAUACAGUGGAUGUUGAUCCAGUAGAAAAAUGUACAGCUGAAGAAAACCCUCUGAACUAUUUCUGGCCAGAUACCAGGCCCACUUUAACCAACUUUACGUUGUGCCAUGGGAGCUCAGUCCAGAUUGCAUCAAGAACAUGUUUUUUAAACCCGCACAACUAUACAUCAUACUGGGGCCAACCUGAUCUUAGAAAUUGCACAGAAAAUGCAGCUGAUAUAGCCAAUCAACUUCUGAAUCUCACUGGUGAAGGGCAGCAGCUGACCUCAGACAAAGUCAAUGAUGUUGUCCAGAAACUUAAAAAAAUUGUGAACGAUGAAGAAAUUGAUGAGUCUUUGGGUUCUACUGUGGUGACAAUUUUUUCCAAUAUUUUAACGAGUUCAGACAGUGUAUUGGCAGCAUCAUCUUCUGAAGCUUUAAAAACUAUUGAUACCUUAGCCUUAAAGAUUCAGUUCACUGGACCAUCCAUGAGCAUCUCAACUCGGAACCUGGCACUUGGAGUUUCUUCUAUUAAUUCAACGUCAUUUAGUGGAUCCUCCUUCAGUGUUGGUCCCCAGAACAAUGCUUCAGAUUUUCAGUUAGAUUUUGACAAGAAUCAGGGAAAUGCCCUGGCUUCUGUUGUUCUGCCUUCAAGUUUACUGAAGAAUUUAAGUCAAGAUGAGUUUGAAGCUGUAUCUAGGGCUCAGUUUACAUUCUUCAACAAAAAUGGACUUUUCCAGGAUGCAGAAAUGAAUGCCAAUUUAACCAGUUUUGUAGUGGCAUGCAGUAUUGGAAAUGUUACCAUCCGGGACCUUCAGGAUGCUGUCAAAAUUACAAUUAAACAUACCCUAUUCCAGGAGGAUCUUAAUCCUACCUGCGUCUUCUGGGAUAUGAACAAAAACAAUGGUAAUGGUGGCUGGAACGCCACAGGCUGCAUUGCACAAGCAGAAUCAAACGAGAAUGAGACAGUUUGCUUAUGCAAUCACCUCACACACUUUGGGGUGCUCAUGGACCUCCAGGGAACUGCUUCACAAAUAGAUCCACAAAAUAACAAAGUCCUCACCUUUAUCACCUACAUUGGUUGUGGGAUAUCUGCCAUAUUUUCAGCUGCAACUCUUUUGACAUAUAUUGCUUUUGAGAAGUUACGAAGAGAUUACCCCUCCAAAAUCUUAAUGAACUUGAGCACAGCCCUGCUCUUUCUCAACCUGGUCUUCCUGCUUGAUGGUUGGAUUGCAUCAUUCAACAUAGAAGGCCUCUGCAUAGCUGUUGCAGCCCUUUUGCACUUUUUCCUUCUGGCCACCUUUACGUGGAUGGGACUGGAAGCAGUCCAUAUGUACAUUGCUCUAGUAAAAGUGUUCAACACCUACAUACGGCGAUACAUACUGAAAUUUUGCAUUAUUGGCUGGGGUUUACCUGCGCUAGUGGUAGCAAUUGUAUUAGCAAGCACAAAUACAAAUGCAAGUCGUAUCUAUGGCAAAGUUGUAUAUGGCAGAGAUGCUAACGGGCAAGGAGGAGAUGAUUUCUGCUGGAUCAAGGAUAAGGUUGUCUUUUAUGUGACUUGUGCUGGUUACUUUGGAAUUAUGUUUCUUAUGAACAUAGCCAUGUUCGUGGUGGUGAUGGUGCAGAUCUGCGGGAGGAAUGGGAAAAGAAGCAAUCGGACCCUGCGGGAAGAGGUCCUGAGGAAUCUUCGUAGCAUGGUCAGCCUGACCUUCCUGUUGGGCAUGACAUGGGGUUUUGCCUUUUUUGCAUGGGGCCCCUUACAUCUCCCUUUCAUGUACCUCUUCGCAAUAUUCAAUUCAUUGCAAGGUUUAUUUAUAUUUGUAUUCCACUGUGCUAUGAAAGAGAAUGUGCAGAAACAAUGGAGGAGGCAUCUCUGCUGUGGCAGAUUCCGAUUGGCAGACAACUCAGACUGGAGCAAGACAGCAACUAAUAUUAUAAAGAAAAGCUCAGAUAAUCUUGGGAAAUCCUUGUCCUCCAGUUCUAUUGGCUCCAACUCAACCUAUUUGACAUCCAAAUCUAAAUCCACUUCAAAUACAUACUUCAAAAGAAACAGCCAUACAGACAAUACUUUCGUUGACAAGCCCUCAUCAAAAUUUGCCCAAGUGGAUGGAGAGCAGACACCAAUCAUCCCGGUCCAUCAGGUUAUUGACAAAGUCAAGGGGUACUGCAGUGCUCACUCAGACAACUUCUAUAAAAAUAUCAUGAUGUCAGACACAUUCAGCCAUAGCACGAAGUUCUGA